Molecule: messenger RNA, 1032 nt
Organism: Plasmodium relictum
Lineage: Eukaryota; Apicomplexa; Aconoidasida; Haemosporida; Plasmodiidae
Product: UDP-galactose transporter, putative
Exons: 1
Coding region: 1-1032 (343 amino acids)
Biological process (GO): UDP-galactose transmembrane transport
Cellular component (GO): endoplasmic reticulum membrane; Golgi membrane
Molecular function (GO): UDP-galactose transmembrane transporter activity; UDP-glucose transmembrane transporter activity
Source: RefSeq, a predicted model, not a curated record
AUGGCUAGAACAAGAAAAAGUAAUAUACUAAAUUCUCAGAAGAAUUAUAGCGAAUCAAGUUUUUAUAGUUUAUUGAAUGGGAUGUUUUGUGUGAGUGGUAUAUAUUUUUUCUUUAUUAUUUUUGGUUAUUAUCAAGAAAAAAUGCCGAAUUUGGGAAAAGGAGAAGAAAAAUUUUAUUAUAAUAUUUUUUUGAUAUGUGUCUUAUGUUUAUCUAAUAGCAUAUGUAGCUUGGCAGCUAUAUUUAUUAAAAGUAAAUUGCGAGACAAAAAAUUUAUAAAUGAUUUGAAAAAUAAUGUAGAUACAUACUUUAUAAAACAAAUAAUGUUAAUAUCUAUUACAUAUUCAGUAGCAAUGAUAGCUACUAAUUAUUCUUUGAGUCAUGUUAAUUUCCCAACUCAAGUUCUUGUGAAAUCAGGAAAAAUGAUACCUAUAGUAGUUGGUGGGUAUUUAUUUUUUGGAAAAAAAUAUCCAUAUUAUGAUUAUAUUGCUGUUUUUUUAAUUACAUCAUCCCUAGUAUUAUUUAAUUUAUUAAAAACAAAAAGUGUAAAGGAAGUUCAUCAAACAACUUUUGGAAUUUUUCUUUUAUGCAUAUCGCUAUUUUGUGAUGGUUUGACUGGGCCAAGGCAAGAUAAGUUAUUAAGUAAAUAUAAUAUUAAUUCAUUUAAUUUAAUGUUUUAUGUGAAUAUGUUUGCAUUUCUUUUUAACUUAAUCGCAUCUUUAAUAAUUGAAGGUUCGAAACCUUACUAUUUUUUAAGCAAAUAUACGGAUUCUUACUAUUAUAUAUUAGCUUUUUCAUUAAGUGGAACAUUUGGCCAAUUCUUCGUUUUCUAUUCUCUUAAGUUAUAUGGUAGUCUAUAUACUAGUCUUUUUACUACUUUAAGAAAAGCAUUAAGUACAAUUGUUUCUGUAUAUUUAUUUGGUCACGUAUUAAAACCAAUACAGUGGUGCUGUAUUUUUGUUAUUUUUACUACUUUAAUUGUUCAAAAUUAUUUGAAGCAACAAUCAAAAAAGGUUCAAAAUAAAAGGAAAUAG